CGCUCAGCGGGAUCCAAGUCCUCCUCUCUCGGUGCAUGGUCGCGGCGGGAGCCGAAAAGGGCGAGCCCGGCGGGGCGGGGGCCGGAGGCGGCGGCGACGAUAACAGAGCCCCAGCGCGGAGGAGCCGCCUCUGCCCGGCAGAGGUAUUGCCAGGCAUCUGAAGUGGUUGACCAAGCCUAGGGACUUGGAACAGUGGUGUGUGAUGUCGAACAGUGCGCAGUCCUUGCAGCCUCUCCCACCAGCCUGCAGUGUCAUAUGCCAGUAUGAAUAUUAAGAAAGAAAACUGUAUUUCAGAGCUCAGCAUCCCGGAAGGAAAAAAGGAGGAAUUAAACAGAAAGAACAAAUGACUGCACUGCUUGCAAAACUUGAGGCUGUUCAUUUUUUCUUCUGAGAAGCUUCGUCUUGGCCUUUGUGAGAGAGUUGAAAGAGUAGCCAGAGCAGACAUAGUAGUUUUCCUAGGGUCCUUUUUUCCUUUUUUAAUUUAAUUUUUCCCCCCAGUGCCUGGAUUUUAAGACUGUCUGCUGCACUGAUCACAAGCACUGGACAUCAAUAUGUGUCAUGUCAUUGUAACGUGUCGGUCAAUGCUAUGGACUCUCCUGAGUAUCGUGGUGGCUUUUGCAGAGCUCAUUGCCUUCAUGAGCGCAGACUGGCUGAUUGGGAAAGCAAAGCCUUCAAGCUCCGAGGAUGUGGACAACAGAACAGGGGGAUCGCAGGAGCCUUACCAUCCAACUCUGGGCAUCUACGGGCGCUGCACCAGAAUCUCCCACAUGCAGUUUUCUAGACGAGACACGCUUUGUGGUCCUUACGCUGAAAACUUCAGUGAGAUUGCCAGUGGGUUCUGGCAGGCGACCGCUAUUUUCCUGGCCAUGGGAAUCAUGAUUCUCUGUACCGUGGCAUUUGUGUCUGUCUUUACUAUGUGUGUGCAGAGUAUUAUGAAGAAAAGCAUUUUUAAUGUCUGUGGGCUGCUACAAGGGAUUGCAGGGCUCUUCCUUAUCUUAGGCUUGAUACUUUACCCUGCAGGUUGGGGAUGCCAGAAAGCAAUAAGCUAUUGUGGACCUUAUGCUUCUGCUUACAAACUAGGAGACUGCUCCUUGGGCUGGGCUUUCUACACAGCCAUCGGUGGCACUGUUCUGACGUUCAUCUGUGCAGUCUUCUCGGCGCAAGCUGAAAUAGCCACGUCCAGUGACAAAGUGCAAGAAGAAAUAGAAGAAGGAAAAAACCUUAUCUGCCUCCUUUAACUACAGUGGGGGAAAAUACCAGCGUCUGGAUCUUUAUCUGCUUUCCAUUGACUGGACAAGCAGAUCCACUUACCUGUUUUUACCAUUUGUGUGACUGAGCCCCAUGCAUUCCAGCCCCGAACUACUGAAAGGGUCUUUCUUCCUUGCUGGGCAAUGGGGAUCAGAGAAAGGAUCCCAAGAAAGCAGAAUGUAAAUACUUGGGGAUAUUUUUAGUUUCAUUCUGUGAUCAGGACACAGUGGAAUACAUUGAUCUGACUGGGGAUGUGAGUAAACACCUGUAUAUAGCAGGAAUGUUGUUAUAACUGACAAAUUCUGAUCGAUUGGAUUGCCUAACCCACCCUGGUCACUUUGAAGAAUUUGGGUUUAAAAUAAUAAAAGAUAGCACAU
Molecule: messenger RNA, 1625 nt
Organism: Lepidothrix coronata (blue-crowned manakin)
Lineage: Eukaryota; Metazoa; Chordata; Aves; Passeriformes; Pipridae
Gene: LHFPL2
Product: lipoma HMGIC fusion partner-like 2
Exons: 4
Coding region: 552-1238 (228 amino acids)
Cellular component (GO): membrane
Source: RefSeq, a predicted model, not a curated record